AGUUUAUAUGUCUCUCUUCCUGUCUUUUCACAUAUACUUAUAUUCAACAAUUAAAAGGUACUUGAAUACUUCAAACUUGCUAAAAGGUAGACAAGUGAAAUUAUUCCUAAUUAAACUUGAACAUUUUUUUGAUACUCUCAUUAUAGAAUAAUGCUAUUAAGAGCUUUCGAAAGGUUUUUUCCACUGACAGGACGAAGGAUAGUCAUUUCUUACGAAAAAACCUCUGGUUGCACGAAAACAGCUUUAAAUACUUGCGUUUUAAUGAGUGCAGGUGAUCUAAUAGCACAGAUCUUUAUAGAAAAAAAAUCUUUUAAAGACUAUGACGCACAGAGAACUAUUCGGUUUGGAUUUGUAGGUUUAUUUAUAGCUGGACCUAGUAUGCACUAUUGGUAUAGAUGGUUGGAUAAAGUUAUCAUAACACCAAAGAAAUGUCUCAAAGCAGCUACAAAAAAGACUCUAUUAGAUCAAUUAGUUUUUCUACCAGUCUAUUUAGGAGGUUAUAUUGGUGUUAUGGGAGCUUUGAGAAAUGAAAAAUUUAAGGAAAUCAAUGAAAAAAUUACAAGAGAUUUUAGCCCUCUCCUUAUCAACAGCUAUCAAAUUUGGCCGGUGGUUCAAAUAUUAAACUUUCACUACGUUCCUCUAAAGUACAGAAUUUUCUUGAUAAACAUUGUUGGUUUAGCCUGGAAUACUUAUAUCGGAUAUUGCGCCGAAACAAAAUAA
Molecule: messenger RNA, 720 nt
Organism: Dimorphilus gyrociliatus
Lineage: Eukaryota; Metazoa; Annelida; Polychaeta; Dinophilidae
Source: the annotation of a GenBank genome assembly